Messenger RNA from Eucalyptus grandis, 3732 nucleotides. Its product is annotated as vacuolar sorting protein 18. Gene Ontology annotation, biological process: endosome organization; vesicle-mediated transport; intracellular protein transport. The transcript is spliced from 23 exons. Lineage: Eukaryota; Viridiplantae; Streptophyta; Magnoliopsida; Myrtales; Myrtaceae. Gene Ontology annotation, cellular component: HOPS complex; endosome. Gene Ontology annotation, molecular function: protein-macromolecule adaptor activity. The record is from RefSeq and is a predicted model, not a curated record. The coding region runs from base 588 to 3548 and encodes 986 amino acids.
AGGGGAAAUGCGAAGCCAUGCAUUUCUCCAAAGUUAAACCAAACGGGAGUCUUUUGCAGGCUCUCUGUCUUAUUAGUAAAAUCCCUCCAAAACGAUGCUCUCUCUUUAAACCCAACUUCUCUCUCUCUCUCUCUCUCUCUCUCAAUUCUCUUCCCCGAAUUCUUGUCAAUCUGUACGGCCCCAGCAGGUUUCUCCCCGCCGAUUCGCGCCCCACCGUCGCCUGAUCGUCCGGCCGCUGCGACAUUCUGCCGGAGACCGCCGGUGAGAGCUCGGUCGGAGCCUGUCGCCUCCUUCGAUUCUGUUCCCUCUGUCUCACAUCUGAGUUCUGAGCUAAUUGACUCCCCGAAUUGCUGCGGAGACGGAGAGACGGUGCGUCCAGUUUGAGGUGGGGCUUGCGGAGAGUUGGUUCGGCGGGGUGGCCCUCCGCGAAAUUCAAGCGUCGCGCACAGCCACAGGGUUUGUCUUCUCCCAUCCGCGAAAUUCCCGUUAUGAAAGGUUUUUAGAAAAUCUGGAGUCGAUGGCCAUCGUUGCGAUCCAUUGAAACUAUCUCGAGUUUUGUUGGGAUCGGGAGCGGCGGGAGGUUGAAGAUGGAUCAAGCGAGGCAGGUCUUCUCGGUGGAUCUCCUCGAGAGGUUCGCGGCCAAGGGGCGCGGCCUGAUCACGUGCAUGGCCGCCGGUAACGACGUGAUCGUCCUGGGGACGAGCAAGGGAUGGGUCAUCCGCCACGACUUUGGCGUCGGAGAUUCUCACGAAUUUGAUCUCACGGUGGGUCGUCCUGGGGAGCAAUCUAUCCACAGGGUUUUUGUUGAUCCUGGAGGAAGCCACUGUAUCGCCAGUGUAACUGGCAGUGGUGGUUCUGACACUUUCUAUAUCCAUGCAAAGUGGAGCAAGCCCCGCAUCCUAAGCAAAUUAAAAGGUCUUGUAGUGAAUGCGGUUGCAUGGAAUCGACAGCAGAUAACAGAAGCUUCUACCAAGGAAGUUAUCCUGGGAAUGGACAAUGGCCAACUUCAUGAGAUUGCUGUGGAUGAAAAGGACAAAAGGGAGAAAUAUAUCAAAUUCCUGUUCGAACUGUCAGAACUUCCAGAAGCAUUCACUGGCUUGCAGAUGGAAACCGCUAGCGUAAGCACUGGAACUAGAUAUUAUCUGAUGGCUGUUACUCCAACACGACUCUAUUCUUUCACUGGAAUUGGAUCACUGGAAGCUGUUUUUGCCAAAUAUUUAGAUCGUGCUGUGCAUUUCAUGGAGCUUCCAGGCGAAAUACCUAACAGUGAACUGCAUUUCUUCAUCAAGCAAAGAAGAGCUGUGCAUUUUGCCUGGCUUUCUGGAGCUGGUAUUUAUCAUGGUGGCUUAAAUUUUGGUGCAACGCACAGUUUUGCCGAUGGAGACGAGAACUUUGUGGAGAAUAAGGCACUUUUGGACUAUUCAAGACUUUGUGAAGGGUCUGAGGCACUUAAACCAAGUUCUUUUGCAGUGUCUGAGUUUCAUUUUUUGCUUCUUAUCGCGAACAAAGUUAAGGUUGUAAACAGAAUCAGUGAGCAGAUAAUCGAGGAACUUCAAUUUGAUCAGACAUCAGAGUCACUUUCAAGAGGUAUAAUUGGAUUAUGCAGUGAUGCCACUGCUGGGUUGUUUUAUGCCUAUGACCAGAAUUCCAUUUUCCAGGUGUCAGUUAAUGAUGAAGGGCGAGAUAUGUGGAAGGUGUAUCUGGACAUCAAGGAUUAUGCUGCGGCUUUAGUAAAUUGUCGUGACCAGCUUCAACGCGACCAAGUUUAUCUAGUUCAGGCUGAAGCAGCAUUUGCCUCCAGGGAGUUUCUCAGAGCAGCAUCCUUCUUUGCAAAAAUAAACUACGUAUUAUCAUUCGAGGAGAUCACACUGAAAUUUAUUGGCGUUGGAGAACAGGAUGCUCUGAGAACUUUUUUGUUAAGGAAGCUCGAUAAUCUUACCAAAGAUGACAAGUGCCCAAUCACCAUGAUUUCAACUUGGACUACUGAACUGUACUUGGACAAGAUAAACCGGUUGCUCUUAGAAGAUGAUAUGGCCUUGGAAAACCGUAAUUCGGAGUGCUACACAAUUAUUAAAGAAUUCCGUGCGUUUCUAAGUGACUGUAAGGAUGUUUUGGAUGAGGCAACAACGAUGAAACUUCUGGAAAGUUAUGGUAGAGUUGAAGAGCUUGUGUAUUUUGCCAGUCUGAAGGAGCAGUACGAGAUUGUAGUUCAUCAUUACAUACAGCAAGGAGAAGCCAAGAAAGCAUUGGAAGUGCUCCAGAAACCUGCUGUUCCAAUUGAUCUUCAGUAUAAGUUCGCUCCAGACCUCAUCAUGCUUGAUGCCUAUGAAACUGUGGAGUCAUGGAUGACAAGAAAAGACCUAAAUCCAAGGAAGCUUAUCCCUGCAAUGAUGCGUUACUCAAAUGAACCUCAUGCAAAGAACGAAACUCAUGAAGUCAUAAAAUAUUUGGAAUUCUCUGUCCAUCGUCUGCAUAAUGAGGAUCCAGGCGUGCACAACUUACUUCUUUCCUUGUAUGCUAAGCAGGAAGAUGAUAGCGCCCUUCUGCGUUUUCUACAAUGCAAAUUUGGAAAAGGACGAGAAAAUGGCCCAGAAUUCUUUUAUGAUCCCAAGUAUGCCUUGCGCCUUUGCCUCAAAGAAAAGCGAAUGCGCGCCUGCAUUCAUAUAUACAGUAUGAUGUCUAUGCAUGAAGAAGCAGUUGCUCUUGCCCUGCAGGUUGAUCCUGAGCUUGCUAUGGCUGAAGCUGACAAAGUUGAAGAUGAUGAAGAUUUGAGAAAGAAGCUUUGGCUUAUGGUUGCCAAGCAUGUUGUUGAGCAGGAAAAAGGAGCAAAAAGGGAAAACAUUCGGAGAGCAAUAGCAUUUCUCAAAGAAACAGAUGGUCUUUUAAAGAUAGAAGAUAUAUUGCCAUUUUUUCCAGACUUCGCCCUUAUUGAUGACUUCAAGGAGGCAAUAUGUUCAUCACUGGAGGAUUACAACAAACAAAUUGAACAGCUAAAACAGGAGAUGAAUGAUGCAACGCAUGGUGCAGACAAUAUCAGAAAUGAUAUAAGCGCGCUUGCUCAGCGAUAUGCUGUCAUUGAACGUGACGAGGAAUGUGGGGUUUGCCGACGUAAAAUUCUGACUGUGAGCGGGGAGUAUCGAAUGACUCGGGGAUAUACAUCAACUGGACCAAUGGCUCCUUUUUAUGUUUUUCCAUGUGGACAUGCUUUCCAUGCGGAAUGUUUGAUAGCUCAUGUCACACGCUGUACCAAUGAAACCCAAGCAGAGUACAUAUUAGACCUGCAGAAGCAACUUACCCUAUUGGGUAGUGAAACCCGGAGAGAUCAAAAUGGUGGCAUAAAUGAAGAAUCCAUCACAAGCGUGACCCCAGCAGAGAAGCUGCGGUCACAGUUGGACGAUGCCAUUGCCAGUGAAUGCCCUUUCUGUGGUGACUUGAUGAUCCGUGAGAUUUCUUUGCCAUUUAUACUACCGGAAGAAGCACAACAGGUCACUUCGUGGGAAAUAAAACCCAGUCUGGCAAAUCAAAGGAGCCUCUCUUUACCUGUUUGAGAUGACUCGGUGAUUCCCAAGAAUCUAUUGUGCAUCUGUAUGUAUGUAUGUAUCCUUGGUGCAGAGCUGGACUAUAUCGUGUAACUGUUGGCGUUUGACACGGAUUUUGAUUGUUCUUGACCUUUUUCAAAUAUGUUCCACCUUGACUCAUCUAUUCAAUGAAAGGUUUUGUGUAAGCAGUCGA